UAGAUUACAACGCCGGAGAAACGUCUUAGUCUGGAACGGAAACAACCAACAUUCACGGAAAGAAGUCAACUGAAAUAUGCCCGCCGCCUCGUUGUGAAACUGGGAAGUGCUGUUAUCACCCGUGAAGAUAAUCAUGGCCUUGCUCUUGGCCGUCUAGCCUCCAUUGUUGAGCAGGUUGCUGAAUGCCACUUGGAGGGCCGUGAAGUUAUGAUGGUUACCAGCGGUGCUGUUGCCUUUGGUAAACAAAAAUUAACCCAGGAACUGUUGAUGUCACUGUCUAUGCGUGAGACACUUGCGCCCAAGGAUCACUCUAAAGCGGAAGAUGGGUUCUUAUUGGAUCCGAGAGCAGCUGCUGCCGUUGGUCAAUCUGGUUUAAUGUCACUGUAUGAUGCCAUGUUUGCACAAUAUGGUGUUAAAAUAGCACAGGUCCUCGUCACAAAACCCGACUUCUACAACGAUGAGACUCGCAACAAUUUAUUCUGCACCUUGUCGGAGCUAAUUAGUUUGAACAUUGUGCCAAUUAUAAAUACAAACGACGCCGUUUCUCCACCCAUGUUCAUAGUAGAUGAUGAUCUUCCCGCGGGAUCCAAAAAGGGAAUUGCCAUAAAGGAUAACGAUAGUUUGUCAGCCAUGCUGGCUGCUGAGGUACAAGCAGACUUGCUUAUCCUUAUGUCGGAUGUUGAUGGCAUUUACAAUAAACCACCGUGGGAAGAUGGCGCCAAAUUGAUGCACACGUACACAACCAACGACAGCCGUCUCAUCGAGUUCGGAAAGAAGUCCAAGGUUGGUACAGGUGGCAUGGACUCCAAAGUCAAAGCAGCUACAUGGGCACUAGACCGUGGCGUUAGUGUUGUAAUAUGUAACGGUAUGCAAGAAAAGGCCAUUAAGACUAUAAUUGGUGGCAGGAAAGUGGGAACAUUCUUUACAGAAUCAACAGAGGGCUACACGACUCCUGUCGAAGAACUUGCAGAAAACGCACGCAUUGGCAGCCGUCAGUUGCAAAGCUUGUCAGCAGAGCAAAGAGCUUGUGCUGUUAAUACGUUGGCUGAUUUAUUGGUUAGCCGUGAGGCUUUCAUUCUGGAGGCCAACGCCAAGGAUCUCGUCGAAGCACAACGCAAUGGUUUGGCCAAACCAUUGUUGUCACGUCUGUCCCUGAACACCGGCAAAUUGAGAAAUUUGUCAGUUGGAUUGAAACAAAUUGCCGACGCUAGUCAUAAUAAUGUUGGCCGAGUUCUUAGGCGUACCCGAUUAGCGGAGAAUUUAGAUUUGACACAAGUCACUGUGCCCAUCGGUGUCCUACUGGUUAUAUUUGAAUCUCGCCCAGACUCCUUGCCACAGGUGGCCGCAUUGGCAAUCGCUUCUGCUAAUGGCUUGUUGUUGAAAGGCGGCAAGGAAGCCUCGUACAGUAACAAAGCCCUAAUGGAAUUGGUUAAGGAAGCUUUAGCCACUGUCGGUGCUGAAAAGGCUGUUUCAUUGGUAUCGACACGUGAGGAAAUCAGCGAUUUGUUGUCAAUGGAUGAUCACAUCGAUUUGAUAAUUCCACGCGGUUCAUCGGAUUUAGUGCGCAGCAUCCAACAGCAAUCACUUCACAUUCCAGUUCUGGGACAUGCCGAGGGUGUUUGUCACGUUUUCAUAGAUAAAGACGCUGAUGUUAAAAAGGCAUUGAAAAUUGUUCGUGAUGCCAAAUGUGACUACCCAGCUGCCUGCAACGCCAUGGAGACUCUGCUCAUCCACGAAGAUUUAAUGAGUGGUGACAUUUUCAAUAAUGUUUGCAAUAUGCUGAAACGUGAAGGGGUUAAAAUCUAUUCGGGACCUAAACUGAAUCAACAACUCACAUUCGGUCCACCCGCUGCAAAGAGCUUAAAGCAUGAAUAUGGUUCACUGGAGUGCUGCAUUGAAAUUGUCAAGGACUUGGAUGAGGCCAUUGAUCACAUUCACACAUUCGGCAGUGGUCAUACAGAUGUUAUUGUGACUGAAAAUGAUUCAGCUGCGCAGCAUUUCCUCAACAGCGUUGAUAGUGCCUGCGUAUUCCACAAUGCCAGCUCACGUUUUGCUGAUGGUUUCCGCUUUGGACUCGGUGCUGAAGUUGGUAUCUCCACAGCACGCAUCCAUGCUCGUGGACCAGUGGGUGUGGAAGGACUACUUACUAGUAAAUGGAUAUUACGUGGAAAUGAUCACACAGCAGCUGAUUUUGCAGAAGGCGGAAACGGUGUUUGGUUGCACGAAUCGAUACCUGUUUAAAUCAUAGCU
This is a messenger RNA of Musca vetustissima, 2250 nucleotides long. It is a transcript of the gene P5CS, whose product is annotated as delta-1-pyrroline-5-carboxylate synthase. Bases 208 to 2241 code for a protein of 677 amino acids. The record is from RefSeq and is a predicted model, not a curated record. Gene Ontology annotation, molecular function: glutamate-5-semialdehyde dehydrogenase (NADP+) activity; glutamate 5-kinase activity; ATP binding. NCBI's taxonomy places the organism in Eukaryota, Metazoa, Arthropoda, Insecta, Diptera, Muscidae. Gene Ontology annotation, cellular component: mitochondrion. The transcript is spliced from 11 exons.